Arachis ipaensis is the source of this 2431-nucleotide messenger RNA. Its product is annotated as putative alkaline/neutral invertase D. Lineage: Eukaryota; Viridiplantae; Streptophyta; Magnoliopsida; Fabales; Fabaceae. Gene Ontology annotation, biological process: sucrose catabolic process. Gene Ontology annotation, molecular function: endo-alpha-N-acetylgalactosaminidase activity; sucrose alpha-glucosidase activity. The record is from RefSeq and is a predicted model, not a curated record.
GCUACCAAAUCAGAAACGAAGAAACGCACGAGUCGGAAAAGAACAGAAGAGCAAAACGGUGUCGUUUUGCUGACGUGGAUGAUUCCUUGCCGCAACCGGCUAAUACCGGUACUCCCCAUUUCCCGAAAACGAAAUUGUUAGAAAAGAAACGAAACUGGGUGAAACGGUCUCCGAUUGGCUACUACGCUUUAUCUCUCUUCAACUAUUUCUCACUACUUUCUCUCUCUAAGUUGCUCCUCCGCGUUAUAAAUACGAGCUUUCGAGCUCACGUUAAAUUUUUUCCCCUCUCUGUUUCUCUUCACUCUCUUCUUCUAGCUCUCCGGCAACCAUUUCCCGGCGAACUCGCCGGACAAUCACCGUUAUUGCCACCGGAAAAUCUCGCUCCACAGCCGCCACACCUCGCUCCUCCCUCAGAUAAUUUCUAUUUCUGUAUAAUAUCAUUUGGCUAUUGUUGGGGAAGUAGAGAAAAUGGACGGGCAUAUUGGACUAAAGAAAAUUGGCUCUCAUGCCUCCAUCUCUGAGAUAGAUGAUUUUGAUCUCUCACGUCUCCUUGACAAGCCAAGGUUGAAUAUUGAAAGGCAGAGAUCAUUCGAUGAGAGGUCGCUUAGUGAGCUGUCUAUCGGUUUGGCGAGAGGGGGCAUGGAUAACUAUGACACUUACUCGCCUGGGGUAAGAUCUGGUUUUGACACGCCAGCCUCUUCAACACGGAAUUCAUUUGAGCCUCAUCCUAUGGUUGCUGAUGCCUGGGAAUCCCUCCGGAAAUCUCUAGUCCAUUUCAGAGGGCAACCUGUUGGCACAAUUGCAGCUGUUGAUCAUCAAGCGGAGGAGGUUCUGAACUAUGAUCAGGUCUUUGUUCGAGAUUUUGUGCCAAGUGCUUUAGCCUUUCUGAUGAAUGGUGAACCAGAUAUUGUUAAGAACUUUUUGCUGAAGACCUUGCAUCUUCAGGGUUGGGAAAAAAGAGUAGAUCGAUUUAAGCUUGGUGAAGGUGUAAUGCCAGCUAGUUUCAAAGUCCUUCAUGAUCCUGUUAGGAAAACAGAUACUCUUAUUGCAGAUUUUGGUGAAAGUGCAAUUGGUAGAGUUGCUCCUGUUGACUCUGGAUUCUGGUGGAUUAUCUUGCUUCGUGCAUACACAAAGUCUACUGGGGAUUUAUCUCUGGCUGAAUCACCGGAUUGUCAAAAGGGAAUGAAGCUAAUAUUGACUCUAUGCCUGUCUGAGGGUUUUGAUACCUUUCCAACUCUGCUUUGUGCUGAUGGAUGUUGCAUGAUUGAUCGAAGAAUGGGCAUUUAUGGGUAUCCUAUAGAGAUUCAAGCACUUUUCUUCAUGGCACUGCGAUGUGCUUUAUCAAUGCUCAAACAGGACGAUGCAGAAGGAAAAGAAUGUGUAGAACGCAUUGUGAAGCGUUUGCAUGCUUUAAGUUAUCACAUGCGGAGUUACUUUUGGCUUGAUUUCCAACAACUAAAUGAUAUCUAUCGGUAUAAGACUGAGGAAUACUCACAUACUGCCGUCAACAAGUUCAAUGUUAUUCCUGACUCAAUCCCAGAGUGGGUAUUUGACUUUAUGCCAACCCGUGGAGGCUACUUUAUUGGAAAUGUCAGUCCAGCCCGGAUGGAUUUUCGAUGGUUUGCUUUAGGCAAUUGUGUUGCAAUUCUAUCUUCUCUAGCUACUCCAGAGCAAUCAAUGGCUAUCAUGGAUCUUAUUGAAGCUCGUUGGGAUGAGUUGGUUGGGGAAAUGCCCCUAAAAAUAUCUUAUCCUGCAAUAGAGAGCCAUGAGUGGCGAAUUGUUACUGGUUGUGAUCCAAAAAAUACCAGAUGGAGUUACCAUAAUGGAGGGUCUUGGCCAGUGCUCCUGUGGCUAGUAACAGCGGCUUGCAUUAAAACAGGGCGACCUCAAAUAGCAAGACGUGCAAUUGAGCUUGCUGAGAGUCGUUUGCUGAAGGAUGGUUGGCCGGAAUACUAUGAUGGUAAACUCGGGAGAUAUAUUGGGAAACAGGCAAGAAAAUAUCAAACAUGGUCUAUUGCAGGUUAUCUUGUGGCAAAGAUGAUGCUGGAGGACCCAUCACACUUGGGUAUGAUUUCUCUUGAAGAAGACAAGCAGAUGAAGCCAGUGAUUAAAAGAUCAUCUUCUUGGACCUGCUAAAAAGACAAGGCGAUAGAUAAAUAGUACAAAGAAAAAAAAAAGAAUAGACACUUAGAAGGUGAGAGAUAUUAUUCUUUCAAAUAUACAUCACUAUUCUUGGCAAUUUCCUUUCUCGUAGGCUUGAUUAAAAGUUUGGCUUGUGUAAAAUAGUUGUUGAUGAGAUUGGGCAUCAUGCUCUUCCCAAAUAAGAUAAAGACACUCUCAUUUCAUUUGCUAAGUUUUCCAUGCUUCUCUCUCACUUGCGUGGGAUUAUUAGUAAGAGAAGAAAGAUAUGAAACAAUCUUCAUUUGUUUGA